AACUCAUCAGAGUCUCUCUCUCUCUGUCUCACUCUUUGGCUCUCAAAAUGGGGGAAGCUAAGGGAUCGACUCUAGUCUACAUCCUCAUCGUACUCCUCAGCUUAAUUGCCUUCGGCUUCGCCAUCGCCGCCGAGCGCCGCCGCACCGUUGGGGAAACUAUUCAAGAUCCAAUAUUCAAUACAACGUAUUGCGUUUAUAACUCUGAUGUUGCUACUGGCUAUGGUGUUGGAUCUUUCCUUUUCCUUCUCUCAAGUCAAUCAUUGCUUAUGAGUGUCACCAAAUGUAUGUGCUUUGGCAAAUCUCUAACCCCGGGAAGUGACCGAGCUUGGUCUAUUAUCUACUUCUUCUCCUCUUGGAUCACGUUUGUUGUAGCAGAGGCUUGUCUUAUAGCUGGUGCAAAGAAGAAUGCAUACCACACAAAGUAUUUGAAAGCUGGUACGUUUUCGUGUGAUUCAUUGAGGAAAGGCAUUUUCAUUGCAGGAGCAGUUUUUGUGGUUGCUACGAUGAUCCUUAAUGUUUACUAUUACAUCUACUUUACCAAAUCUGUCUCCUCAACAUCGGCUCAGAAAACGAACCGAUCCGGUUCCGCAGUUGGUAUGACGGUGGGUUAUGCGUAAACAGAGUUCAAAUCAGUGUAUAUGUCUAUGUUUACAUUGUAAACCUUUGUGUAGCUUGGCUACUUUACAUAAUUAUUCACUGCCUCGUAGUUGCGCAAUCUUGUUUAUGUUCCUGAGAACCACCAAGUGGUUGUAAGAACUAAGAAAGCAAGAUAUACAUUAGGGGCUGCAAAAAAUCCAUUUCACAUUGAACUUUUUCACAUAUUUAUA
This is a messenger RNA of Capsella rubella, 827 nucleotides long. RefSeq lists its product as uncharacterized. The record is from RefSeq and is a predicted model, not a curated record. Lineage: Eukaryota; Viridiplantae; Streptophyta; Magnoliopsida; Brassicales; Brassicaceae. The coding region runs from base 48 to 617 and encodes 189 amino acids. The transcript has 3 exons.